Messenger RNA from Lachancea dasiensis, 912 nucleotides. Lineage: Eukaryota; Fungi; Ascomycota; Saccharomycetes; Saccharomycetales; Saccharomycetaceae. The record is from the annotation of a GenBank genome assembly.
AUGACCAAAACUAUCGACAUCAAUCAAGAAACUCGCUACAAGCUAAACAAUGGGCUUCAAAUUCCGGUUAUAGGAUUCGGGGUGUACGACAUCCCAAUCGAGGAGACCGAAGACCUGGUUUACCAGGCUCUGAAAGACGGCUAUAGACACAUAGACUCCGCGGUAGGAUACGGGAACCAAGCGCAUGCCGCGCGGGGCAUUCGUAGGUUUCUAGACGACACAGGCGUUGGUAGAAGCAGCAUCUGGUUUACUACGAAGUUGACCAAUGCGCAGCAGGGCCUCCAGGAGGCACAAAAAGCUCUAGAAGGGAUUGCUGCAGAUGUCAAGGAGGCAAUUGGAUACGUGGAUUUAGUGUUGCUCCACUCUCCCAAGACCGACUCUCAAAGACGGUUGGACUCCUGGAAAGUGCUAGAGACGGCCGUGUUGGACCCUGCUUCGAGCGCGAUACCAGUGAAAAGUAUCGGUGUGUCGAACUUUGGUAUCCCGCACCUGCAGCAGCUUCUGGCCGUAGCGCGUGUUAGACCGGUGCUAAAUCAGCUGGAAUUGCAUCCGUGGCUACCUCACGUCGAGCUGCGUGAUUUUUUGCAAAAGGAAAACAUCGUCGCGGAAGCGUAUUCUCCUUUGACGCAAGGUGUCAAACUGCAAGAUCCCGAGCUCUUGGCGCUCGAAGCGGAAUCUGGCAUUCCGAAGGGGAAGCUCUUGUUGAGCUGGUCGUUUUUGCAAGGAUUUGUGGUGCUAGUAAAAAGCAGCAAGCCCGAGAGAAUCUUGACCAAUCUACAAGUCCUUCCUAAGAAAGGGGACAGCUGGAAAGUCGAGCUUGACGACGGGAUUUGGCACGCACUCGAUAAACCAGACUCGCACGAUGUUGUGACGUGGGGUAAUCAAGAUCCUACGCUCUAUCCGCUAGACUAG